Molecule: messenger RNA, 1203 nt
Organism: Desarmillaria tabescens
Lineage: Eukaryota; Fungi; Basidiomycota; Agaricomycetes; Agaricales; Physalacriaceae
Exons: 12
Coding region: 1-972 (323 amino acids)
Source: RefSeq, a predicted model, not a curated record
AUGAGUAGCGAAAUUUCAGACCCCUUUGGGGGCGUCGUUGUAUCUAUAUUUAUUAGCUUCCUCCUCUUGGGUGCUGUGUUUGUGCAGGUAUACAUUUACUUUGAUCGCUAUCCCAAGGACAAUAUCUGGCUCAAGGCAUUUGUCAUAGUUCUCUUUACCUUGGAUGUUCUCGACUCUGUUUUUGUCCUUAUGUGGAUUUAUAACCUCCUGAUCGACAAUUUUGGGAAUCCCGUCGCAUUCACCAAAACUGAAUGGACUGCCGUAACUGACCCGCUUCUGGAGGGUAUCAUCGCAGGAAUGGUUCAAGGCUUUUUUGCAUGGAAGAUCUGGGUGUUAACCAACAACUAUUUCUACCUCGGUGUGAUCGUCCUCUGCACAUUGACAUCUUUUGCCGGCAGUAUGGCGACAAGUAUACUCUGCUUCUUAAUCGCCGAAUCAGUUGACUGGAAUGGGCUUCGUAAUGAAGUGGGCGCACCCAUUCUUGUAUGGCUUAUUCCAGCGGCACUUGUGGACCUCGUUAUCACAAUCAUUAUCGUCAUAUAUCUGCAGCGAGCAAAAGGUUCCAUCAGGCGGACUAAUCGUAUCUUAGAUAGAAUUACACGACUGACGAUACAGAAUGGGUUUCUCACCGCCACCGUCGCCCUAACUGAUGUAGGUUUGAGUCUCGGUGUGACGAGUCGGCCUUACUAUCUUUGUGCGGGCUCUCCAAUUCCUGUUCUGUUUGACCACCCUAAUCAUUACCUCUCAGGGGUCGUAUUUAUCUUGCCUAAACUGUACACAAACUCAGCACUUUCCAGUCUUAACGCAGUGCGUAAUAUGACCUCUGCAGUAAUUAUCUAUAUACCCACUGUGGACGAUUCAAUCGUGUCUAGCGCCAACCCCACAUUCCAGGAUAUCGGAGAUGAAGUGGCCUCUAUGGCCAUGUCGUGCAAUAAUAUCGAGUUCGAUCACAGGGAGUCGCUGUAUUCAUAAGCGCCGAGCAUGAGUCAUGAGAUGAGAUACCCUUGUAGCCCGAAGAAUGUCAGCUAGCCAGGUUUUUGCCAGACGACAAGACAUUCCGAAAGACCGCCUGACUAAGGCAGUGCAAACCUAGGCCGAAAAAAUGCACGAUGAUAAUAGCGGGAACUACGACUCUUAAGUAUCGCUAUCUUCGACGAUCUUGUUGUUUGUAUAGUAAUAAUCAACGACGUAUUCUAGUCUAGU